Molecule: messenger RNA, 1730 nt
Organism: Cajanus cajan (pigeon pea)
Lineage: Eukaryota; Viridiplantae; Streptophyta; Magnoliopsida; Fabales; Fabaceae
Product: methyl-CpG-binding domain-containing protein 2
Molecular function (GO): DNA binding; zinc ion binding
Source: RefSeq, a predicted model, not a curated record
UAUAAUGAGAGAAGCGAUGAAGAAAAUAGUGGAUGGAAGGGAGAAGAAGAGAAGGUGACUUGAUUGCGGAAGGUUGUUCAUUCAUUGUUUUUGUUGUUGCUCCGACAUCAAACCAAACAACCUUUGCCUUUAUCUUAGCUUUCCCUCUUCCCAGGCCCUUCCAUUCUUCCUACCAAUAUAGAUUCUUGAAUCAUCUUCUUACGUUUCUUACACCGAAGUCCGGACCAAACAAUUGUGUCAUUCCUCUUUUAAACAGGUGCUAGACUUCUAGGAAAAUCAGAUGCAUUCUGGUAAAUUUUCCCUUACACCCAAGAAUGAAGUAAAGGACUUAACAAGUUCAAGUCUUCCCAGUUACAAACAUAGCAGUCUUCUGGAUCCCAUAGACGUUUCUUCAUCUUCCGAUGAUGAAAAUGACUUUCCUAAUGCUGAUGUGUCUAAUCAGUUAGUCCUUUAUGAUUCUGUGGCAAAUGGAAACAAUGCAGUCGAACUUGUGCCUGAUCCUCUUCGGUGUGUACCUCCAUUGCUUCCAAGAAGAAAACCUUCACAUUCAGUUUCUAGUGUUUUGCCAUCAGUUGGUGCUUUCACUGUUCAAUGUGCAUCCUGCUUUAAAUGGAGGUUGAUUCCAACAAAGGAAAAAUAUGAAGAAAUUCGUGAACAUAUCCUUGAACAGCCUUUUUUUUGUCAAACAGCUCGUGAGUGGCGACCUGAUGUAUCUUGUGAUGAUCCAGAGGAUAUUUCUCAGGAUGGCAGCAGGAUUUGGGCUAUUGAUAAGCCAAACAUUGCACAGCCUCCGGCUGGAUGGCAGCGACUGCUACGGAUCAGAGGUGAAGGAUGCUCCAAAUUUGCAGAUAUAUAUUAUGUAGCACCAUCAGGCAAGAGAUUGCGCUCAAUGGUAGAGAUCCAGAAGUUCUUGACGGAUCAUCCUGAGUAUACAAGAGAUGGGGUAACAAUGAAACAGUUCUCAUUUCAAAUACCAAAGCCAUUACAAGAAAACUAUGUGAGGAAGCGCACCGCUAGACUUACAUCUUCAUAUGAAGUCAGUGGACCUAUUGAACCUGCACAAGUGAGUCCUCUAGCAUGGACAGGUCCAGAAGGCCGUGCCUAUCCAUAUGCAGGAAGACUGGGGCUUCCUGCUCCAUACAUGGGAUCACACGAGCUUGACCCUAUCAGUAUGAGCCGUCCUGCAAAGAAGCAAGCAACUCAGAGCUCCUUUCAGAAUGGUCCUCUGUUAAAGCAGAAAGACCCUGAUCAAAUCUCUUAAUGUCCUUUUUGGUCAGUCAACCUCUUUUAUGUUACUUUUGUGUAGUCGUUUGCAUCUUUCUUACAAAUAGAGUUUAUCCUUUUGGGGUCAGAAAAGCGAACUGUCGAAAAGGAACUGCUAAAGAAGAUGAAAAUUAUACCUCUUGAUAGGACAUUUGAUGUGUAUUAUCGGAAAACAGUUUAGAGAAGGUGUCAUGACAUAUCAGAUUCGGAAAGCAAUUGAUUUGUAUAUUGCAUUCUUGGCUCACUUGUCCUAGCGUUUCAAGUCUCCUAGAAUUAGUUAUUGAGGAGAUUAACAUCUUCUUGGUAUUCCUAGUAAAAUUGUAUUUUGCAUCAGUGGAAUUUUCUUUAAGUUGGGAGAAACUUUUAUACAAAAAAAGGGUGCUUGCCCCAUGAGAUCGUGUUAUGGACUUAUGUAAUAUGCCCCCAAGAGGCUUAUUAGUUUGUAAGUUGAUGGUGUUUGUUCGUAA